AUGAUGUGGCCCUCACCACCCACCUUCUCUCUGUUCCUGCUACUGCUGCUAAGCCAAGCCCCUUCCAGCAGCCCACAGCCAUCAGGCACCAAGAAGCUCAGGCUUGUGGGUCCGGCGGACAGGCCAGAGGAAGGCCGCUUGGAGGUGCUAUACCAGGGCCAGUGGGGCACAGUGUGUGAUGACGACUUUGCUCUCCAGGAGGCUACAGUGGCCUGCCGACAGCUGGGCUUUGAGUCAGCCUUGACCUGGGCACACAGUGCCAAGUAUGGUCAAGGAGAGGGCCCCAUCUGGCUGGACAAUGUUCGUUGUUUGGGCACUGAAAAGACCCUAGAUCAGUGUGGCUCUAACGGCUGGGGUGUCAGUGACUGCAGACACUCAGAAGAUGUUGGGGUGGUAUGCCAUCCACAGCGCCAGCACGGUUAUCACUCUGAGAAGGUCUCCAAUGCCCUCGGGCCCCAGGGACGGCGGCUAGAAGAGGUGCGGCUCAAACCCAUCCUCGCCAGUGCCAAAAGGCACAGCCCAGUGACUGAGGGGGCUGUGGAGGUACGGUAUGAGGGCCACUGGAGGCAGGUGUGUGACCAGGGCUGGACCAUGAACAACAGCAGGGUUGUGUGCGGGAUGCUGGGCUUCCCCAGCCAGGCACCAGUCAACAGCCACUACUACAGAAAAGUCUGGAAUCUGAAGAUGAAGGAUCCCAAGUCUAGGCUCAACAGUCUGACAAAAAAGAAUUCUUUCUGGAUUCACCGGGUUGACUGUUUGGGGACAGAGCCUCACUUGGCCAAGUGCCAGGUACAGGUGGCUCCAGGAAGGGGCAAGCUUCGGCCAGCCUGUCCAGGCGGCAUGCACGCUGUGGUCAGCUGUGUGCCAGGGCCCCACUUUCACCGACAGAAGCCAAAGCCGAAGCGCAAGGAGUCCCGAGCAGAGCAGGAGCUGAAAGUGCGCCUGCGCUCUGGGGCUCAGUUGGGUGAGGGCCGUGUGGAAGUGCUCAUGAACCGCCAGUGGGGCACAGUCUGUGACCACAGGUGGAACCUCAUCUCAGCCAGCGUUGUAUGUCGCCAGCUUGGCUUUGGCUCUGCCCGGGAGGCCCUUUUUGGGGCCCAGCUGGGCCAAGGGCUAGGGCCCAUCCACCUGAGUGAGGUUCGCUGCAGGGGCUAUGAGCGGACCCUUGGUGACUGCCUUGCCCUGGAAGGGUCCCAGAAUGGUUGUCAACAUGCAAACGACGCUGCUGUAAAGUGCAACAUCCCAGAUAUGGGCUUCCAGAACAAGGUGCGCUUGGCUGGUGGGCGCAACCCCGAAGAGGGAGUAGUGGAGGUGCAAGUGGAGGUGAAUGGGGUCCCACGCUGGGGGACUGUAUGCAGUGACCACUGGGGGCUCACUGAAGCCAUGGUGACCUGUCGGCAACUUGGUCUGGGAUUUGCCAACUUUGCUAUCAAGGACACCUGGUACUGGCAAGGGACACCAGAGGCCAAAGAAGUGGUGAUGAGUGGAGUUCGCUGCUCAGGCACAGAGAUGGCCCUUCAGCAGUGUCAGAGGCAUGGGCCUGUGCACUGUUCCCACGGCUCUGGGCGAUUCUCGGCUGGCGUUGCGUGCAUGAACAGUGCUCCAGACCUUGUGAUGAAUGCCCAGCUGGUACAAGAGACGGCCUACUUGGAGGACCGUCCACUCAGCAUGCUGUACUGUGCUCAUGAGGAAAAUUGCCUCUCCAAGUCUGCUGACCACAUGGACUGGCCCUACGGACACCGGCGCUUGCUGCGCUUCUCCUCACAGAUCUACAACCUUGGCCGGGCCGACUUCCGCCCCAAGGCUGGGCGUCACAGCUGGAUUUGGCACCAGUGCCACAGGCACUACCACAGCAUCGAGGUCUUCACCCAUUAUGAUCUGCUCACGCUCAAUGGCUCCAAAGUGGCUGAGGGGCACAAGGCCAGCUUCUGUCUCGAAGAUACAAACUGCCCCUCAGGAAUGCAGCGGCGCUAUGCAUGUGCCAACUUUGGGGAACAGGGAGUGUCUGUAGGCUGCUGGGACACCUACCGGCAUGACAUCGAUUGCCAGUGGGUGGAUAUCACAGAUGUGGGCCCAGGGGACUAUAUCUUCCAGGUGGUUGUGAACCCCACAAACGAUGUGGCAGAGUCAGAUUUCUCCAACAACAUGAUACGAUGCCGCUGCAAGUAUGAUGGGCAGCGAGUCUGGCUACACAACUGCCACACAGGAGAUUCCUACCGACCCAAUGCAGAGCUCUCCCUGGAGCAGGAACAGCGACUCAGGAACAACUUGAUCUGAAGCCACUGUUGUACUCCCAGCUCUGCUUACACAUCAGAUACCUCAGCUUACUGGAGCCACGCCCUUCACAAAGCCCUGACUCACAGAACAAGGGGCGAGUGACAAGGAGCACCUAGAAGCUGCUCAGGAAGCCUUUCAGUGGCCAGAUCAUCAAGAUAGCAGUACUCUCAGGAUGGCUUGAGGCCCCUCCAGAGCACCUACGGCCUAUAACAGGGUCUUGAGGCUCUGGCCAGCUAAACCUUCUCUUCCUCAAGGAGACUCAAUCUUCUCUACAACUUGAUGCACAGUUCCCAGUUUCAGGAGCUCUAAGUUCCUCAGGGAUGAACUGUGACCAAGGCCCCCAAUCUAAGUGGUGCUUUGCAAAUGUCUUGGAGGACAAAGGACCAGAGAACACAAGAAGUGGAUGGAGCCAGUUCUCUCUGCUAUAUGCUCCAUGCAAAAUAACGUGCCGAAGUCACAGCUGGCAGAGAAGCUGGUGAAUGGGCCUCGGUAUAUCCUCUCUUAGAACUCGAAUCUCAGGCUCUGAAGCCUCUCCUUGGCAUCUUUACCUUUAUUCUGUCACACACACACACACACCCACACACACCCACACCCACACCCACACACACACACACACACACACACACACACACACACACACACACACGAGUAUUUCUAAUACCCCUGAAGCCUCAGGCCUCCUCCAUUUCCUGAUGGAUCAACACCCUAAUUACUGGGGCUGGGGGGCAGGUUACACAGAAUGACAAGAUAGGGCCUUUUCUGCAGAGUAGUGAGAAACCACAAGACAGCUGAGGUCACAUAAAUUCAGCCUCCAAGGACCUCGGCCAGUGGAGACAGCAGGAUGCCCAUAUCAGGCAGGCAGCAGUCUAGUCUCUUAGAAAUCACCUACAUUGUAGGGUUAGCCAAAAUUUCAGAUUUAAACAAGGUUACUUCACCUUAAACAAACUUGAGAAGAAAUAGGUCAAUCAAGCCCCUCUGCAGGAACAUGAACACAGGCCUGGUAGAGUCAGGAACAGAAGACUGAGCUAACAAGAAGCAAGAACACUUAAGUUAGUCCAGGACCAAACCUGGGAAAGGCCACCAUCCACAGGUGAGGUGGCUGUGCUCUACUCUUGCUCAGGUGGUGUAAGACCUGGGUUCUUCUUGGGCAUGUCUGGACCUUUUCUCCACUGACAUACACAGAUGAUCCUUCUAGGUCUUACAAUGCCAAUAAAGGCUGCUCACUAUGGGCUGCUGCAAAGACCCGACCAGCUGAGCUUCCGUAGCGUCCAGUGCAUUGCACUCUGCCCUCUUCCCUCCAGAGCUGGGUGAUGCACACAACACAUUCCUUGGGACAGCCCACCCUGUCCCAAGGGUGCAUCUCGAGUCACUCACUAACCUACUUUGAAGUUACACUGCUCAAGGUCAAAACUGAACCUUGGGUCAGGAAGGCUGAGAGGUGAAAGGGAGGAAUGAGAAGGUGCAACCAAAGACUGUAGACUUUAAAUAGAGGCUAAAAGUCAAAAUAAAUGGUAGCAGACAGAACUGAUUUACAGUAUUCUCCCCACAAUACAAGAGAUACUCUGAUAGUCAA
Messenger RNA from Grammomys surdaster, 3850 nucleotides. RefSeq names its product lysyl oxidase like 4 (gene Loxl4). The coding region runs from base 1 to 2277 and encodes 758 amino acids. The record is from RefSeq and is a predicted model, not a curated record. Gene Ontology annotation, cellular component: membrane. NCBI's taxonomy places the organism in Eukaryota, Metazoa, Chordata, Mammalia, Rodentia, Muridae. The transcript is spliced from 14 exons. Gene Ontology annotation, biological process: peptidyl-lysine oxidation. Gene Ontology annotation, molecular function: protein-lysine 6-oxidase activity; copper ion binding.